GUAGUAUAGUACUCUAUAUUUUUUUUUCAGUUGCUUUAAGACAUAGAAAAGUGUCACCUUAAGAAAGAGAGAGAAAGAAAAAAACAUAGAAAAAACUUUGUUGUUUCUAUAACAACAAUGUCACUCUGCUACCUUAAGUCAAUUCCUGGUUUGCUUUCAAAGUUUCUCUUCUUGAAUAUGGAUAUUUUCUUCUACCUUACUAUGUUUCUUUGAUGGAUAAUUUGAUUCUAAGGAUAAAAGUGAUUAUUACAAUAAAAAAUCUUGGUUUGUGUUUGUGUUUGUGAUGGGGAGUAAUAGUAGAGGAAAAGAUGGUGAAGGAACUUCUGGAAUUAACACGGUUGAUGAUGAUGAUGAUAGCUUUGAAUAUUUACAAGAGUUGAAUUUUGUGCCUUAUGAAACACUUCUUCAAAAUAACAUGAAUACCAAUGGUUUUGUAGCUUCUUUUGUCAUGCAACAGGUUCCUGUGAUUGUCAUGCAAAGACCACAACCACAGCCGCCACAAGCAUUGAUGCAAAACAGAUAUGUUGAAACAGUUAUUCAUGAAAAGUUGAAAAGUGUAAGGAUCACAUGGAUUCAUGGAGGCACCAAUGUUUCUAUUGCAGGAUCAUGGAACAACUGGGAGACAGUGGAGGCCUUGCUAAGAGUAGGUCAACAUUUUGUGAUUGUUAAAACACUUCCAAUAAGUAUCUACUAUUACCGUUUCAUUGUAGAUGGACAAUGGACACAUGCUCCUGAGUUUCCAUCAGAUCUUGAUGAUUCUGGUUAUGUCUACAAUAUAUUGGAUUUGCAGGAUUAUAUCCCACAAAGACUGCAAAAAUCUGAAGAUCCAGAAUCGCCGCCAUCGAGUUACGAUAACAUAUUCUUAAAUGAAGAUGAAUUCAACAAGCCUCCCCCAGAAUUACCACCACAAAUACCAGUGACAAUAACACAAGAAGAGGCUUCAACAAGCAAUAUUGAUCAAGUCCCUAGUUCUACACAUGUGGAUCUAAAUCAUCUAUACAUCAACAAAUCUGAUGGUGAUCAAUUUGUAACACUAAGAUCAACUCAUAGGUUUCAACACAAAUUUGUCACUACAAUACUUUACAAGUCCCUUCAAAGGGAAAGAUGAUGAUGCAACAUUUAGUUUAAUAUCUUAAGUGGUUUUUUCUAGAGAACAUUUCUAAUUAAGUUCAUUAAUCUGAUAUGUAGAAAUUUUAUUGGAAUAGGUAAAUUAAGAAUUUAUUUUCAUGUAAACAACUUUAGGUAAUGUUAUUUAUUUAUUUAUUCUGGCAGUUAAUAUAUAUAA
Medicago truncatula (barrel medic) is the source of this 1285-nucleotide messenger RNA. Its product is annotated as SNF1-related protein kinase regulatory subunit beta-2. Gene Ontology annotation, molecular function: protein binding. Lineage: Eukaryota; Viridiplantae; Streptophyta; Magnoliopsida; Fabales; Fabaceae. The coding region runs from base 284 to 1108 and encodes 274 amino acids. The record is from RefSeq and is a predicted model, not a curated record. The transcript is spliced from 5 exons.